Nezara viridula (southern green stink bug) is the source of this 460-nucleotide messenger RNA. NCBI's taxonomy places the organism in Eukaryota, Metazoa, Arthropoda, Insecta, Hemiptera, Pentatomidae. The record is from the annotation of a GenBank genome assembly.
AUGCAGAAGACGCCGGACCAGAAGAUGGAGUUUGAUGGAUGCAACACGAAGCAUAGACUGGACUCUCGCAGACGAACAACCCCAGAUCACCACAUCCAAUUUAUAAUUUCAUCAGAACGACACAGUCUGAGCAAGCUCCUUGAAGGGGAGAGCCUGAGGAGAAGCAUGAGUGGGGAAGACUCCCCUGGAGAUGCUUGUGAAGUGGAACAGCCAGUUGGAGGUGCUUGGAAGAAGUGCCCAGGACUCGCAAGAACUCGCUGAGAAGACGGUAGACUAACUAAAAUCUUUUGACUAAAACAGUAGGAAAUACUGAUUUAAGAAGGAGGAUUUUAUUUAAUCAUAAAAUAUAGGACGUAAGUGAGAUGGUACUUGCUUUGGUCAGCCACUUAGAAAAUGCGACUACUGUCGGAUAUCUUAUAAAUAAAUUAAAUAAAGUGAAUAAUUAAUUAAUUACUCUUUU